UAAGCGCCACCGGAAGUCAGCAGUUUCCGUUAGCUGUCAGGCUAAUGUGCUAACGCUCGGAAUUUAAUGUCUGUCUCGCAUCUGCCCGGUGACCGAGCAGCUGAACGACCAUGACUUCGGUCCAUUUUCUGAGAGAGUUCAUCAGCGAGCGGCUAACGGCCGCCGCUUCGGAAAUCUUCGAGGUUUUUGAGAAAACCAUCGUCCAGUACGAGGAGGAGGUGGACCGUCAGCGCAGGCUGCUGCUGGACCUCAGCUGGAAGCCUGAAAUAAAGCUGCAGGCCGGAGAGCCGCUUCAGAAACAUGUCUGUCAGAAACAGAAAGAAGCUCCUGCCGAGCCGCAGCUCCUCAGCCAGGAGAGGAGCUUCAGUCUGGACCUGGAGGAGCCAGAACCUCUGCAGAUGAAAGAGGAACAGGAAGAGCCAGAACCUUCGCAGAUCAAAGAGGAACAGGAGCAACUCUCCAGCGUUCAGGAGACGGAGCAGCAGGCGGUGAAGGAGGAGGUCGACGCCCUGGUGGUGAUGCUCAGCGAUGAGGAAAUGGAUCUGAGCAGCGCAGAACCCACCGGAGAUCAGCUCCGAGAUCAGGUGGAAAGACCAGACCUGGGUUUCAGGUUGAUGAGCAAAAUGGAGCGGACGGGGAAGAGGAGCCGUCAUAAAGUGAGGAGUAAAAAAACCAUUGAGGAGCUGUCUCCUCUGUCGGAGAGCGAGAGCGACACGGAGCCGGGAAAAAUCUCAGCGAAGUGCGGCAUUUGUGACAAAGUCUUUAAGAACAAGUACUACCUGAAGAUGCACUACAGGAUCCACACCGGCGUGAAGCAGUUUGUUUGCAACGACUGCGGGAAAAGUUUCACCGACGCGUCCACGCUGAAAUACCACACAAGGACACACACGGGUGAGAAACCGUUCUCCUGCGAUACGUGCGGGAAAAGCUUCAGAUGUAGUUACAGCGUGCUGGUCCACAUGAGAACUCACACAGGAGAGAAACCGUACCUGUGCAACAUCUGCGGAAAACGAUUCACCAACCUGUCGGCCUUCAAAUGGCACAUGGCCAUUCACACGGGAGAGAGGCGCUACUCCUGCAACAUCUGCGGGAAGAGUUUCACUCAGAAUGGCAACCUGACCGCUCACAUGGGGACUCACACCGGGGAGAAGCGCCACGUCUGCAAAAUCUGCAACAAGAGCUUCAGCCGGAGCAGCAACCUGCUGGUCCACAUGAGGAACCACACAGGAGAGAAACCGUACCCCUGCAAGACGUGCGGAGAAAGGUUCAAGUAUGCAGCCAUGCUUAAAAAACACCUCAAAACUCAUGAAGGAGGCGAGCCGUCCCCCUGCCAAACGUGUGGCAGAGGUCCGACGGGUCCGGAGGGCUCGAUGGUCCAACAUGAAGGUGGUGUCUGUUUCCAGUGGCGCUGCGAGUACGGGGGCCUGUGA
Messenger RNA from Nematolebias whitei (Rio pearlfish), 1430 nucleotides. Its product is annotated as zinc finger and SCAN domain-containing protein 2. Gene Ontology annotation, molecular function: RNA polymerase II cis-regulatory region sequence-specific DNA binding; DNA-binding transcription factor activity, RNA polymerase II-specific. Bases 111 to 1430 code for a protein of 439 amino acids. The transcript has 3 exons. The record is from RefSeq and is a predicted model, not a curated record. Gene Ontology annotation, biological process: regulation of DNA-templated transcription. NCBI's taxonomy places the organism in Eukaryota, Metazoa, Chordata, Actinopteri, Cyprinodontiformes, Rivulidae.